Pecten maximus is the source of this 3371-nucleotide messenger RNA. RefSeq names its product matrix metalloproteinase-19-like. The coding region runs from base 158 to 1783 and encodes 541 amino acids. Gene Ontology annotation, cellular component: extracellular matrix. Gene Ontology annotation, molecular function: zinc ion binding; metalloendopeptidase activity. Gene Ontology annotation, biological process: proteolysis; extracellular matrix organization; collagen catabolic process. NCBI's taxonomy places the organism in Eukaryota, Metazoa, Mollusca, Bivalvia, Pectinida, Pectinidae. The transcript is spliced from 11 exons. The record is from RefSeq and is a predicted model, not a curated record.
UUACGGCAAUAUAUGAGCAGGGUUUACAAACAGUAUUUUGUAAGCUUAGAACGAUUUUAUCUAAAGCUAAAGCGAAUUAAUUGAGCCGAGAUUACUACUGGAGUGCUUGAAUUUAUAUAUAACAUUUAAAAUUAUUUCAUAUUAUAUUUCUUGAAAUAUGAAGACCAUUCGAUUCGCUGUGGUCGUAUGUAUUAUAGCAGGUGGGAUAUUGCCGCCAACUAGUGCGAAAACGAUAGGGGACAUAACUCCAAGAGAAAAACGCCAAGCUGUCGAUAUUGAUGGCUACUUGGAAAAAUUCGGAUACCUGGAAAAGAUUGCUGAUUCGUCACGUGGUCCAGUCAGCCAUGACGAGGCUAGCAGGAGCGAGGCGAUUAGAGACUUUCAGAAUUUCAAUGGCCUGCAGGUUACCGGUGAAAUUAACGAGGAAACAGUAUUGAAAAUGAGGCAGCCUCGUUGUGGAGUGACUGAUAACCCUGCACCGGGAGUACCUCAAAAUUUCAUGGGCCCCUUGGAGUUCAACGCCCCUGGAAUCAAGUGGAAGAAAAACUCUGUCACAUGGAAUGUAAUAAAUCCUAGCAGCCAACUUCCCGAUGGAAUCCAAAAACUCGCAAUUAGGAACGCCUUUAAAUACUGGUCCGAUGUUUCUCCAAUACAGUUCCGGGAAACAAGCGGAACACCAGACAUAGAAAUUAAAUUUGCAAGUGGCAACCAUGGUGAUGGUCCGAGAAAUUCCUUUGAUGGAAGAGGUGGCGUUUUGGCGCAUGCGUUCUUUCCUGGUGUCGACGUCCUUGCUGGCGAUACCCAUUUUGACGAGGGCGAGCGAUGGGUGUACCACUCCAACAGUGGGACGGAACUAGAAACCGUCGCCGCUCACGAAUUUGGUCACGCCCUGGGACUUGGUCACUCCAGCAACCCCUCGGCACUUAUGGCGCCUUACUAUAGGGGGUACAUUCCCGGUCAACGUCUUCAUAACGAUGACAUCCGAGGAGUUCAGUCACUGUACGGUGGUCUUUCUAGGCAACAGACAACACCAACGACGACAACAUCAACGACAACAACACCAACGACGACAACAUCAACGACAACAACAACUACUACACCAAGUCCGUCAACAUCUACAUCCACAGCGACAACAGAAGUCGCCAGUCCUACCACAAAGAAAUAUAUACCCAAUGGUGAUGAAACUUUGUGCAACAUCGCUUUCGACGCUAUUACAGCUGGUCCAGAUGGCGCCACCUACAUCUUCAGAAACCAGUUAGUUUACAAAGUGACCGAUAGGGGGCUGUCUGCAGGAUUUCCCCGUUUUAUCCGAGAGGUAUAUCCCGGCUCCCCCAGAUAUGUGAAAGCAGCAGUUUAUCUGAAGAGUACGGGCGAAACUUUCCUGUUCAAUAACAACGGAAAAGUGUGGCGUUACGUGGGUUUCACGCUACAGAAAGUUACCAAAAUGGUCAGGAUCAACUUCCGGUCAGCUAUCGCCAUUACCAACCCUCGGUAUGGAACCCAACAAAUCUUUCUUUUUGGGACGGAGCACUUCUGGGGUUUAAAUCGCCGUAUCAUGAACGUGUCAGAAAGGUCGGGUUAUCCCCUCCCCAUCUCACAGUACUGGGGAAAGUUCCCUCGCUUCUCUACAGCAGCGUUGGAGUGGACGGACGGAAACAUCUAUUUUUUCAAGAAGGGAAGCUAUGUCCGUGUCAGUCCUAGAACCCGCACUAUAGUGCCCGGAUAUCCGGGAGAAAGCGCCACCUCCUGGUUGAGAUCCUUGUGCAUAGAGCCCAACCAAUGAAAAGCAUUGCAUUCAAAGACUAGACAUUUGAAAGCUGGCCAAGACCAACGUCUGCCACAAUGCGCAAGAAUCUAUAGCGUGCUUGUCAGUUUGUCAAAUACAGACGGACAAAAUUUCGACAUGCCCAAGAGCGUAACGUGUCAACAUGAUGGCUGUGUGUUAUCAGGAGAGCGAUUUUUACGACAUAUUCCCAUUCAAAAAGUCGGAAAAGUCUGGCACCCUGAACUCAUAGGGUAUUUUCGCUGAAAUACGCAGGGUCCCAGAUGAAGAUUACGGGAGUUCCGAACUUGCGGAAGUUGUCUCUCUUUAAUUUAUGAAACCUCGCUAAGCUUGGUGUAAUAUACACCAAGUUGGGUCUCAAAGUGCAAUACUAAACUAAUAAAAAAAUCAGGAAGUCAAUUAAUCACGGAUCUUUCUCUGUAAACACUUCUUUAAGAUAAUAACUUAAGAUAAUUACAAAUAAAUUACAAAUUAAUGAAAUUAUAUAUCAAUACUUAAUUGUAUUGUGUAUUUAACAAUCAUCAUUAUCAUCAUCAUCAUCACAACAUUCAAGUUGCAUAAUUAAAAUUAGACUUGUAAUCACAGCUCCUCUACGAUAUACAUGUACUACAAUACACUGCAGUGUGUCGAAGAGUAGAUCUUUUGUAGAGGAAUGGAAAUUACAAGUCUAAUUUUAAUUAGAUUUCCCCGGAACUAUUCAAUAAUUUCUUUUUUACUUAGAUUACCUAAGUUGUAAUUAUUUUUUUUUUUUUUUUUUUUUUGCGUUAAUGCCAGAUUUGUUAAUUAAGUUAUGCAGUAUAAGUAACUUAAAUUAAACGAUUAAAUUCCAACCCACACAGAAAAAGUCCGCCUCCUGACUGGAUUAGGACGAUCACAUGACCUUUCACUAUGUAUACUAACUAGGUAAUGAAGAGAACAUGGCGGUAAAUUUAAUGAGUGACAAUUCUCCGAAAUGAGUCGAACAAAUUAUUAAUACUAAGGCCGUUUUCGUUUUUACGAUUCCAACGCUUGGGCCAGUUGGACAAGAGUUGUUCGUUUAAUUAUGAAAUAAAGACGGACCUGGUGAUUUUACAUUGUUUUCAGACGAGCCUUGACAAUGACUUUCGAGGCCUGUAUUAAGAGCCAAAGGUCCGUCAAGAUGUAUGUUUGAAACAUUACAUUUAAAAACUGACGAACCUGUUUGUCCGCAUAAACGAACAGGCCCAUAGUGAGUAAAGAUUAUUUUUCAACUUCUUUUCACUUUUUCACUAAAUAAGUCUACAUAAAGGCAUAUUAUCAUAAAUAAUGACUGUGAUCCAGUGGCAGAGAAAACAUCCGAAAAUAUGCGGAAGCCCAUCUGUAGUAAUGGUUUAAAAUAAUAACGACGACAGGCCAAUUAGCCUGUAUGUAAGUUGUGUGUGUGUAUGAUAGCUGUCAAAUGUUUAUUUCUAUUUCAUAUUUCAAGUCAAUAUGUAUCUGUAAAAAUAUGUGGAUUGAGAUGUUUUGAUUUCAUAUCAUAGUAAAUACUGGACAUGUCGGAUAAGAGAGUGUAAAUGUGAAGAUUUAUGUACAUGUCAAUAAAAGGCAAAUAAAUUGUAUUUAUAAAGCU